GGACACAAAUGACACAAAGUUAAUAGUUCGGGUUUCCUAGUGGUAUUAACCCUAGAAAUUAAAAGGGCGUGCAUGCCAUGCCAGGCAUGGAAAGGAAUGAGAAGAUCCUGCGCGUGUGGCUCAAUAUCACUGUUUGAUGAGUGUGUUGAAAGGGAAAGUGGGUGACUGAAAUUUUCACUUUUUAUUUGUAUUCGAGCCGAAUUUAGGUACCAAAAUUUUCAACUUUUACAGGUCGUUUGUUUCGUGGAUUUUAAAAAUGAAAAUUUUGGUAAAACUUGGGUUUUGUAUAACCAUAAAUAUAUGAGAGUUUUGGGUUCAUCAUGGACUUGAAAAAUAUCAUUGUUUGUUUCACAUUAUGGAAUUGGUUAAUUAAAUUUGUAUGUAUGAAGUGAAAUUUACCUUUUAUUGCGCUCAUUGGUAUGAAAAUGGAAAUUAAAUAAGAGGGCAGUUUGGUAUUAAAUGAUAGACUUCAAAGUCCAUGAUCACUUUCCUAAAUAGGUGGAACUUUGAAGUCCAUGUGGUCCAUGGAUUUGAGUCCUUAAAAUUUGUGGGACCCACGGAUUUGUUGUCCCUAAAUAUAUGAAGCAACCAAUGGAUUUUGGACAAAGUCCAUGAUGGAUCCAAAUCCAUCACAAAAUCCAUCAAGCAAACGACCCCUUAAAUCUUGGGCAUUUUGGAACUCUUUAUUAGAGAUAAAUAAAUUAUUUUGUUUGUCUUUCUAUUUUUCCACUAUCUCUUAUGUUCCUAUUCUUCUCGGAAGUGCCUUCAUGUGAUUCUUUUAGUUGCUAGCAUUUUGUAGCAACUCGUGUAUAUUAGGGGAAGAUUAACUCAAUGUAAAUCAUGUUAGUUAUCAAUAUCAAAUCUGUUAACGAUACAUCUUUCAUGGUAUCCGAGCCAGCAAUGCUCAGCUAGCCCCGAUCCAUCUAUUCUUCCUUCUCUCUCGUUUACCUGUGAUCAUCUUAUUCCUUCCGCUGCAUCAUGUCUGGCAAUAACUCCACUGUGACUGAAGAGGCAAUCAUCACCUUCAACCCUGCAGCUCAACUUCCUCUGAAGCUCACAUCUACCAACUUCAAUUCUUGGAGGUCUCAAUUGGAAACCCUUCUCAUGGGUCUUGACCUCAUCCACUUCAUUGACGGUACCGGCGUCGCACCCACAACCACCGUUUCUGUCAACAAUGUCAAGAGCCCUAACCUAGUUUAUCGUUGGUGGUUUAGACAAGAUAAGCUUAUUCUUCAUGCCCUUCGCUGCUCUAUUUCCGAAUCUCUGUAUUCCUAUGUUUCUGCCGCUGUAACUUCUCAUGAAGCGUGGUUGAUCCUUGAGAAAUUGUAUGCUUGUCGCUCUCAAUCUCGUAUUAUUAAUCUGAAGGGUAAAUUGGCUCGCACAAGCAAAGGCAACUGUGAUAUUGUCACCUAUGUCAAUGAUCUAAAGCUCAUUGCAGCCGAGCUUGCACUGGUUGAUGCUCCAGUGUCUGAUUUAGAUAUGGUUGUCCACUGUCUUCGCGUGCUUGGAGCUGAUUACAAUCAAUUUGCGGCGACGGUCCGUGCCAGAGGCACCACAGUCAACAUCGAAUAACUUUUGGAUUCCCUCAUUGAGUACGAGGCUAACCUCAAAGAGCAGGCUCGCCUCUCUACAGUGUCGACGACUUUCUAUUCCCAUGGUGUGCCUCUUCGUGGUGGGAAUGUGGCCUCCUUCAGCAGCGGUGGCGGAGGCUCUUCCACUCCCGCUCGUCCUCAACAAUGCCACCAACAGUAUGUUUUUGGUGUGGAUUCACACUCUUCGCAGGCCCACCUGCCUCAUUAUUCAGGCAACCCACUUUCCCCUCAGGAGCCCAUCUGCCCAAGCAAAGCCCAAGUUGUAUGUCAGUAUUGUAAGAAGCCCGGACAUUCAGUCUGUCAAUGCUUCACAUUAUUCCCUCAGGCCCGCCAGUCUUUUAUUCAAUCCCGUCAGGCCCAAGCACACCAUACAGCCCAUGCUUUGGGUACUUCUUCUUCCGGGCCUUGGCUUAUGGACUCAGCAACAUCUCAUCAUGUGACAUCUAAUUUAGGCAAUCCAUCUCUAUAUUUUGAUUAUACCAGCCCGGGUGAGAUUCUUGUUGGGCAUGGCACAGGUUUGGCAAUAUCCCAUAUUGGUUCCUCUACUGUUUCUAUUGGUGCUCAUCACUUUAAUUUAAGUGACAUCUUAUAUGUUCCGAAUAUCAAGCGACGUCUUAUUUCCGUCACAAAAUUGCGUCAAACUAAUAAUGUCUCUGUGAGAUUUUUUGCCACUCAUUUUGUUGUGAAGGAUCUUCGCACGGGGGCGCACUUGCUGAGGAUUUUCUUGCUGAAACAACAGUGAUGUUUAUGAAUUACCUCGAGUUGUGGAAAAGGUUAAAAUCGCCCUGGUCACCACUCUAACGUUAGUCGCUUCCUGGCAAGCUCGACUCAGUCACCCUUUGCAUCAAUCUCUCACAACUCUCAUUCGGUCGUACUCUCUUCCAGUUUCGUCAUCACUAGCUCUUUCUUCUUGUGAUGCUUGUCUUUCUAAUAAAAGUUAUAAACUGCC
Messenger RNA from Linum trigynum, 2541 nucleotides. Lineage: Eukaryota; Viridiplantae; Streptophyta; Magnoliopsida; Malpighiales; Linaceae. The record is from the annotation of a GenBank genome assembly.